GCCCUUAACAAACCAUAUAAAGCCUCCUUGUCGCUAUGUAACAAGAUAGGCCAGGCAGCUAGGCUCCGCCAUUUCCAUAAGCCUCUCUUUGACUCUCCAACUCUCAAACUCCCACCAUUUUCUUCUUCUUCUUCUUCUUCCACGACCUCAAAAAUGCCGGGCUGCUUCAGCUUUACAGCGUCGCGCGACCGCUGCUUCCGCUACUACUUCUCAUCACACGGCCUAAAAUCCACCACCACUGAUUUGGGCGAAGGCACAAUCAUGCACUGCUGGGUCCCCAAAUCCCACUCCCAAUCCAAGCCUACGCUGCUCCUCAUCCACGGGAUCGGCGCCAACGCAAUGUGGCAGUGGCACGAGUUCGUCGCCCCUCUCGCCGCCCGCUUCAACCUCUACAUCCCGGACCUUGUCUUCUUCGGCGACUCCUUCUCGACCCGACCCGACCGCUCCGAGACUUUUCAGGCCCAGUGCGUCGUGGGCCUCCUGGAGGCCCACGGGGUGAAGAAAAUGAGCGUCGCUGGGAUUAGCUAUGGUGGUUUCGUGGCCUACAGCAUGGCGGCGCAGUUUGGGGAGCGGAUAGAGAGGCUUGUGCUAUGCUGCGCCGGGGUUUGUUUGGAGGAGAAGGAUAUGGAGAAGGGGAUGUUUCAGGUGAGGAGUGCGGAGGAGGCUGUGAGUAUUUUGCUGCCUCAGAGGCCUCAGCAGGUUAGGCAGCUGCUGAAGAUCUCUUUUCACAAGCCUGUUAAGAAUCUGCCCUCUUGUUUUCUCAAUGAUUUUAUUGAGGUGAUGUGCACAGAACACCUUCAAGAGAGGAAAGGAUUGAUUCAAGCAUUGCAUAAGGACAGAAAAUUGUCCGAUCUUCCCAAGAUAUCCCACCCUACACUAAUCAUCUGGGGAGAGCAUGACCUGGUAUUCCCACUGGAAUUAGGGCACCGAUUAAAAAGGCAAAUAGGUGAGAGUUCACAACUAGUGAUCUUAAAGAAUGCAGGGCAUGCCAUAAAUGCAGAGAAACCCAAAGAGAUGUACAAGCACAUGAAGUCUUUCCUCAUUGAUCCACUUCCUCCACCUAAACAAGAAAGCCACAGCAACGGCCGCAAGGUGGAUUGAAAUUUGAAGAGAAGGUGAAGAGCAAUCAAGAUGACUAGAUAAGUAACUGGUUUUCAUUUAAAACCUACAUUAUGAGAUACGCUGGUGCGUAUUGUGGAUUAUGUGUUCAUUUUGUAUAUUUAUAAGACGAAAAGAUAUAUAUCAGCGCAGUAGAACCGGAUUACGCAGAUGCUUA
This is a messenger RNA of Prunus avium (sweet cherry), 1276 nucleotides long. RefSeq lists its product as uncharacterized. Gene Ontology annotation, molecular function: catalytic activity. NCBI's taxonomy places the organism in Eukaryota, Viridiplantae, Streptophyta, Magnoliopsida, Rosales, Rosaceae. The record is from RefSeq and is a predicted model, not a curated record.